AUGUCCAGGCAGGUGUUCUCUCAGGAGAAGCCAUGGUGGGGCGUGCCUGGAAACUUUCGGGAGUCAUUGGAGUUUGGCAUGGAAGAGGAAAUGGAGGAGCGUAUCUUUGGGACAGGCCUUUCAGACAGGCUCGCUUGCCGAAUCGAAGAGCACAGCUGCACCCUUAUUCAUCUAAGAGAGUGGUUCUCAGCCUCAGGUCAGACUCGUGUGAUCACACAGUUCUUUAGUGUCCUACUUGGUCACAAGGGGUCCCCUGUGCUGUAG
This is a messenger RNA of Elephantulus edwardii (Cape elephant shrew), 264 nucleotides long. Its product is annotated as KH homology domain-containing protein 1-like. NCBI's taxonomy places the organism in Eukaryota, Metazoa, Chordata, Mammalia, Macroscelidea, Macroscelididae. The transcript has 2 exons. The coding region runs from base 1 to 264 and encodes 87 amino acids. Gene Ontology annotation, cellular component: cytoplasm. The record is from RefSeq and is a predicted model, not a curated record. Gene Ontology annotation, molecular function: RNA binding.